UUGCGCCGGCCAGCCUGUGCGCCCGCCGGGCCCGCCGCCGCCAUGGGCAAGCAGGGCAAGCAGGGCAAGCAGGGCAAGCAAGUCGUGGAGGCCGUCAAGCCCACGCGCAGCCGCAUGCCCAGCCUCGUGGGCCCCAGAGAAACAGAACGGAGAAUCAGAGCCAAUGAUGGGGAAUAUAAUACACAAUUCAACUAUGCAAACAACUACAUUAAGACAUCAAAGUACACAGUUCUGACAUUCCUUCCCCUUAAUCUCUUUGAGCAAUUCCAGCGGCUUGCAAAUUUCUAUUUUCUUUGCUUGCUAGUCCUGCAAAUGAUCCCUGUCAUAUCCUCCCUCACCCCUAUCACCACAGGUAUACCACUUAUUGGUGUGCUCGCCCUUACUGCCAUUAAGGAUGCCUAUGAUGACUAUCAAAGACAUUCUAGUGAUCGGCAAGUCAACCAACGCAGGUCAAAAGUUGUACGGAAUGGAAAAUUAGUAGAAGAGCGAUGGGCUCAAGUCCAAGUAGGGGACAUCAUCCGAAUGGAAAAUGACCAGUUUGUUGCUGCAGAUGUUCUCCUUCUUUCUACUAGUGAGCCCAAUGGUCUUUGUUACAUUGAGACUGCGGAACUUGAUGGGGAGACCAAUUUGAAGUGCCGUCAGUGCCUUGUUGAAACUGCAGAAAUGGGUCAGAAUGAUGGUCUUAUAGGAGCUUUCAAUGGUGAAAUAGUUUGUGAAACACCAAACAAUCUACUUAAUAAAUUUGAUGGCACUUUAGUUUGGAGAGGAAAAAGGUAUCCCCUUGACAAUGAUAAAGUGGUUCUUAGGGGCUGUGUGCUGCGUAACACUCAGUGGUGCUAUGGUGUUGUUAUCUUUGCUGGCAAAGAUACCAAACUAAUGCAAAACUCUGGGAAGACCAAGUUUAAGCGCACCAGCAUUGAUAGAUUACUAAACUUUAUCAUUAUAGGAAUAGUUUUCUUUCUCCUAUCGGUAUGUCUGUUCUGUAUGAUUGCGUGUGGAAUCUGGGAAACUAUCACUGGCCAGUUCUUCCAGAUCUACCUUCCAUGGGAUACCUUGGUCCCAAGUGAGAAAAUCAGUGGUGCCACAGUGAUUGCCCUCCUUGUCUUUUUUUCUUAUGCUAUUGUUCUUAACACAGUCGUCCCUAUAUCAUUAUAUGUCAGUGUUGAGGUCAUAAGAUUUGUGCAGAGUUUUUUAAUAAAUUGGGAUGAAAAGAUGUAUGAUGAAAACUCUGGAACUGGCGCUAAAGCAAGAACAACAACAUUAAAUGAAGAGCUUGGACAGAUAGAAUACAUAUUUUCAGAUAAAACAGGAACUCUCACUCAGAAUAUAAUGACAUUUAACAAAUGUUCCAUUGGAGGAAUUUGUUAUGGAGAUGUUAUAGAUGAAAAGACUGGUGAAGUAUUGGAGGUCUCUGAAGUUAGCAAGAGCUCUGCGCCCCUAGAUUUUUCAUUCAAUCCAGAUUAUGAACCAGAGUUCAAAUUUUAUGACGGCUCUCUAGUACAAGCUGUAAGAAAUAACGACCAAGAUGUACAUGCCUUCUUUAGUCUACUAGCAUUAUGUCAUACUGUGAUGGCUGAGGACCGUAGUGGUAACCUUGAAUAUCAAGCUCAAUCCCCAGAUGAGGCAGCUCUAGUUUCAGCUGCACGAAAUUUUGGAUUUGUGUUCAAAGAGCGCUCUCCAAACAGCAUAACUGUUGAUGUUAUGGGAAGUAGAGAAGUUUAUGAAUUGCUGUGUAUUCUUGAUUUUAAUAAUGUGAGGAAGCGUAUGUCUGUGAUCCUACGGAAAGACGGCCGUCUAAGGUUGUAUUGCAAAGGUGCUGAUAAUGUGAUUUAUGAGAGACUACAGCCUGGGAUGGAUGGAAUAAAAUCAAAAACUCAAGAACAUUUAAAUAAAUUUGCUGGGGAAGGAUUACGCACAUUAUGUCUUGCAAUUAGAGACCUCGAUGAAGUCUUUUUUGCCAAUUGGAAACAGCGCCAUCAAGAAGCAGCUCUUUCAAUGGAGAAUAGGGAUGAAAAACUUGAUUCAAUUUAUGAGGAAAUCGAAAGAGACAUGACUUUAGUUGGUGUGACUGCUAUAGAAGACAAACUUCAAGAUGGAGUUCCUCAGACUAUUUCAAAUCUUGGAAUGGCUGGAAUAAAAAUAUGGGUGUUAACGGGCGACAAGCAAGAAACUGCUAUUAAUAUUGGAUACUCAUGUCAGCUGUUGACUGAUGAAAUGGCUGACAUUUUUAUUGUUGAUGGUCAUUCAUAUGAUGAUGUUGAAGAGCAACUCACAGCUUAUAAAGACGCUUUGCGCAACCAAAUGGGAAACUCGCAUAGCAAUAGCUCCACUAGCCCACAAUGUAAUAACCAUAGGGUUGUGGAAACGACUGAUUCUUACAACCCUCCGACUGAAGUUGCAUAUAGAUCACAACCAUCAUCAGACCAUGCGAGGAAUAAUGUAACAGGAACCACCAACACGGCUGUCAGCAUUGUGACUUUCAGGUGGGACCGAAACAGUGAAUCAGAAUAUCAACGAGAUAUAAGUCCAGAAGAACCAGAAGUACCUGCAGGUUUUGCAAUAAUUAUAAAUGGACAUUCUCUAGUUCAUGCAUUGCAUCCUCAGCUGGAAAAACUUUUCCUUGAUGUUUGCACACAAUGUAAAUCUGUGAUUUGCUGUCGAGUUACUCCUUUGCAAAAAGCAAUGGUCGUGGAAAUGCUCAAGAAGAGCCGUAAAGCAGUCACAUUGGCUAUCGGGGACGGAGCCAAUGAUGUCUCAAUGAUAAAAGCGGCUCAUAUUGGUGUUGGUAUCAGUGGACAGGAAGGAAUGCAGGCAGUUCUAGCCUCAGACUACAGUAUACCCCAGUUUAGAUUCCUUGAAAGAUUACUGCUUGUACAUGGUCGCUGGUCAUACUAUCGCAUGUGCAAAUUUUUGCGGUACUUUUUCUACAAGAAUUUUGCAUUUACAUUGUGCCAUUUUUGGUUUGCCUUCUUUUGUGGCUUCAGUGCUCAGACUGUCUUUGACCCCAUGUUCAUUUCAGUUUACAAUUUAUUUUACACAUCACUCCCAGUGCUGGCAUUAGGAAUGUUUGAUCAGGAUGUUAAUGAUCGUAACUCAUUAGCAUACCCUCAACUGUACACACCAGGCCAUAGAAACUUACUUUUUAAUAAAAAAGAAUUUCUUUUAAGUGCAAUCCAUGGCUUUUUUACAUCAUGUGUUUUAUUCUUAGUCCCUUUUGGAACCUACAAAGAUGCAGUUGACUAUAAUGGAUUAGUUCUGUCAGACCAUAUGUUGUUUGGAAGUGUGGUUGCUACUAUACUUGUGAUUGUUGUUACAGCUCAGAUUGCAUUGGACACUUCGUACUGGACUGUUUUCAACCAUGUAAUGGUCUGGGGUUCGUUGUUGUGGUACUUCAUAUUGCAAUACUUUUACAACUAUGUCAUUGGUGGCAGUUAUGUGGGUUCUUUAAGCAAGGCAAUGAAUGAAGCAAAUUUUUGGUUUACUACAGUAUUAACUGUCACAAUUCUGAUGAUACCUGUGCUGGCUUGGAGGUUCUACUUUGUUGAUGUAUUCCCGACACUGUCUGAUAGAGUCCGUUUGAAACAACGACUGGCUCAGUUACGAUCAAGACAAUCCCAAGAUGUAUUGCGCACUCCAUCAGCAAGAAGAACCAGGCGCUCGAUACGAUCUGGUUAUGCGUUUGCUCAUCAAGAAGGCUUUGGUCGCCUUAUUACAUCGGGUAAAAUAAUGAGAAAACUACCUCGCCCCAAUGGUGACUUCUUGUUUCCCAUGGCAUUUGCCUCCCCAAGCCAUGCAGCAAAUGCAUCAACGAGACAAGCCCACUGCAGCAGCAGCAAUGCAUCUUCACCUCAGGACAAUGGUGCUGCACUAACAGAUUCUGGCAUCAACUUGUGAUGGUGGUGUGAGAGCACGGGAAGCCAGACCGUGCAUUACUGUCACCACUUUCGUCUUGUGAUAUUUUUGUGGCAUAUGCCACAAUUUUAGGUAACGUCUCUUAUGAGUGUUGCCAUAAUAAGUUAAAUAAUUGACUCUUUUUUAAAUAUUUUGAUGAGUGAGGACUAAAUAUGUAUGUAUACAUGCGCCUGAUCAUUAAGAUUGCACACCCAUAAAAGCAUAGGGGUGUUGUGUAUCUGAAUGUGUUGUGAUUUUGCUUAUAUUUGUAUGUCACCAAUUCAAUGUUACCAUUUAAAUUGAAUAAAGUGCAAAACUAAUUGUUUUUAAAGAAAUGAUUAUAUACUUUUGUACUGGUGUGACAAUGACAAAAAUUAUCCCUCUUCUUUCGGUAUAAAGUCACUUCUUCACCUUAAGUUGGAAUGCCUAAUUUUUAUUUGUUUGUAAAUAUUCAAAUUGUAUUGUUCUGUAUGAUAUGCUUUAAAAGAAUUUCUUACCAAAGUUGUUUUCUUUGCUUUAAGGGGGCUUGAGUAUAAAUAUUUAUUUUUGUUGCAGUCCAGAAAGUAUAGUUUAUAAAAUCCUGUAUUUUAAAGGGAAAGAUGUCUAUUUUGUACAUAGAAAUAAUUGAUGGAGCAUCUACAAGAUGGCAUUUAAACCUGUGACUUAAUAUGUUAGAUUGUUAAGGCACAUGGGAGUACAAUAUCGAUUUUUAUUUCAAGUAGCUUUUAAGAACACAAACAUUUUAGAUAUCAAUCAAUCUUGCCAAUCAUUUCAACAAGUUCGUUUUCCUUCCAUUGUUGUGUCUACAAUGCAAGGAGUAUCAUCACUCAAGUCUCCUUAUGUUUCGUAAAAUGGGAACAUCUUUUAAAAGAUGUAGGCUGAUAAAAUGUUAAUAAAUUCUUGUUGAACAGAGUUCUAGUGUGCCUUCUUUCUGAAAAGUUAGAAGUCGUUUAAUUAUUUCAUCAAUUCUGGUCUGGUGUGUCUGAUUUGCUUUUGUCAGAUACGCCACUCUUUUAAAAGUAUAUCAAACAUUAUCACUGAGUAUUUCUUGUCCAGUAAGUUAUUAUUUCCUCCUUCACUGGUUACUCCGGGAUUACAUUCAGUUAGCACAUGAUUACAUUGAAAAAAAUUGCUGCUGUAGGUAAAUGAUUGCACAGUCAUUAAAAUAGUGAUUUAUUCUUACAUCAUAAUUUGUCUUUACUGAAUGCUCAAUCGUCUCAAUUUUGAGAUAAUUUAAUCAUGGCUUAGUUUGUAUGUAUUGUUAUUUCUCACAAAGCACACAUUGUACAACCAAGUGGAAGUGUUUAAUUAAAAUUUUACUGAACAUCAGGUGCUGCCAUAAAUAAUACAUGAAUAACCUUCCUUUCAUUUAAUUUCGCCUUCUAAAGCAGCUUUGAUUAUUGUACUUGUUACUACAUAUUGCUCAGCUGAUGUAUUUUACCUUACCAGAAGUGAUCAAAAUCCUUUUUUAAAUUACUUUACCUUAUGCAGGGCUUUUGAGUUGUGCGCUGUAUCUCAUCUUCUUCAACUCAUGACUGAAAUAUUCAAAUACAUGUAAUCGAAUUCCAAGUAUAUUCCUGUUGCUUUUCUCCUUUGGUAGCUCUCUGUGUUCCCUUCAGUACUUGUAUGUUAAAACACAUGUUUCCCCAUCAUUUAACCAAACCUGGAAACCUCCAUGAAUCAUUCAAUCGUUUUAUUUAAAUUCACUCAUGUGGAAGAAAUUUUGCUGCAUCUCUCAUGAAUACAGUGUCUGUCUCAUUGUUAAUUCCUGUAGUGGAUAUGUGAAAAAAAGAAACUUCAUUUUUAAUUCUACAUGAGGUGUCUAUUGACAUAAUUAAGAUGACGUCCUUUUAUUCAAUAUGUGAUCAAAUCUAGCAUUCGGGCCUUUCAUCUAAGAUAGACCUUAACGCCUAUGUAAUGAAAUUGUAUCAUUAGUUGUCACGGCAAAACUCGGAAUUUCAUCGCUGUUGUAUGUUGGGACCUUUCCAUGUUUCAAGUGAAUCACAUUUCCUUGUUUUGAAGUAGAAGUCACCAAAAAUGAAAACGUGGAGUUCCUUGCCAUAAUUUUCUUUCUUUGCAUUUAAGUUUCAGAACUGAACUUGCUCUGCUUUGGUUUACGUUGUAUACUUGAUAAUUAAUUAUUGCAUCCGUGCCUCUAAUUUGUCAUUCCUAUUGAACAUUUUUGUUGUUUAGACACACUUGUGCCACAGCUAAUAGCACAUUUGAACACUUCCUCUCUGUUCCUGAUGUCUGUGAUCCAAGCCUUUGGUUCAAAGUUAAUUGUUUUACUUUUUUCAUUUUUUCACACUUGUUUUUUGCAGUAUAAAUUGUUAUGCAGAAGAUUACUUUGCGUGUCUUCAGUGCAACUGUUGUUCAGUAAGAAUGGAGAGCUGUUCUGUGUAUGUUACUUAGUUGUAUUGCGUUCUGUCAGUAUUGUUAACAUGUUAAAUGUACUUAGAGAAGCUUAUGGAAGUGUUUUGUUUUUAAUUUAUGCUUUGUCAGAUUUUGUAUAAGAGUUAAUACAAAUUUCUUAUGUCUCUAUGGAAAGUGUACAGGCUAUUAAAACAAAUCUUGAUAUAUUUGAAUUUUGGCUUUGCCAGUUAUUAAGAUGUUUUAUAAACCAGUUGGAAGUUCA
Molecule: messenger RNA, 6526 nt
Organism: Thrips palmi
Lineage: Eukaryota; Metazoa; Arthropoda; Insecta; Thysanoptera; Thripidae
Gene: ATP8B
Product: probable phospholipid-transporting ATPase IM
Exons: 22
Coding region: 43-3894 (1283 amino acids)
Biological process (GO): phospholipid translocation; Golgi organization
Cellular component (GO): plasma membrane
Molecular function (GO): ATP hydrolysis activity; ATPase-coupled intramembrane lipid carrier activity; magnesium ion binding
Source: RefSeq, a predicted model, not a curated record